Somion occarium is the source of this 1597-nucleotide messenger RNA. The record is from the annotation of a GenBank genome assembly. NCBI's taxonomy places the organism in Eukaryota, Fungi, Basidiomycota, Agaricomycetes, Polyporales, Cerrenaceae.
GUCGAUCAUGUACAAUGAAUGGAAGGAUGUCUUCCAAGCACAACUUCGUUGUUGCGCUUGUUAUCCAAUGUUAAUCUGGGUUUCGCAAAUUUGACGUUCACCAGGGAAGUGCCAGGCACAAUGCCUAUCUGCUGUUUUGCCGGUCAUGACCUAUGAAACUCUGCAUUCCAUCAUGCGAGCUCGUGUCAUAACACCGUCUGCUAUCGUUGUGUCUCUGUUACGGUGUUACAACGAUGGCGGAGACUACAGGCUCACAAGGACUCAUGGUACACUCCCUAACAUAGACUGGUAUCAUGAACGUACACGCGCAUCCACUGCCACUCGUGUUACUUCGCAGCUAAGACGGGAAACAACAGAUGGUGAUGCAUCCGUAUAUGAGCCGCAAAGACUCAUUGCAGCGCUAGAUGCUGGGAUGGCGCCGCCUCACUCACGCACACUGACUAAGCGCAAUCUGAAUCUGGAUGAGCCAGUCAUUGCUGCCAUUGCCGCCGUUGUCUUUGCACUCAACAUUGUGCUACUUCUGACGUGGUGUGUGCUGAGGAGGCCGCAGACCAAGCGGCCUCGACGCAAGCUCUCCGCGCUGCGCACUCCAUGGCCAUUAGAAGUUAGCAAAUACGACAAGGAUCGUAUCUGUGCCAUCAAUGCUCAGCCCCUGUUUCCAAUCUCUCUUCAAUCCGGCCUCCGGCUCGCAUCUAUCGAUCUUCGUCGCACUCCAAGACGCAAGAUCUUCGCGGGAGCAGAGAAUCAGACCACCGAGCCGCUUACAGCUUUCGAUCCAAGAUCUUUGGAGACCGAGCCAGCGAGCAUUUAUUCCGCUGCAUCUGCCCCUCACAACUAUCAUGACUAUUACUUCUACCGUCAAUCGUUCAGAUUGGAGAGCACUGCUCCGUCAAGUGACCGCCGUGUGCCUAUCACUUUCCCGUCAUAUCCCCUUAGCCUUACACCGACGAUGCCGUCUCUCCGUCCUUCGUCCUUGGCCGCCUCCCAAGACCACCCGUCUACCGGCAAUCUGACACUUCUGUUGUCGCACGUUGAAGGAGCUCGUCACCUAUCGUCAAUAUCGUUGUCAGGCCAGUCACUUUCCGACCCUGCCCAGGCGGGUUCUCAGCCUCCCUCUUUUCCAACUUCAUCGCCUCUGACCAAUACGCUAAACAUGCCGAAUUUGCCUAUGUGUCAGUUUUCAUUCCAAGUCACAGCACCACUUAACAUUCGUCCUCGGGGGGAAAAGAAUCGACCGCACUUCGCGUCCGGGCCCUUCGUACCUUCCCACACUGUCGCCGCUGAACAGCCUCGGCGCCCUCAUGAUCGACUAAUACGACCCCCGUCUCAUGUUGUGUGGAAGACAAGCCAAAAGAUCGAGUCUGACAUCUGAUGGGAUGAUGUGGGACAAUCUAAAGAUUGGCGUUGGUAGUAACUGUAUGAUCGUCAUUGAUGUCGAACCUAUGAACCUAUGACAAAAGAUAUCGUUCUCUUCGUUGGCUUAUGUGUGCACCUCGCAUGAUAAACAUUUUCUGUCUCUUGCAACUCGGCGGAAGUCGACUAUGGUUCACUGUUUGAAUUAUCGUGAUCUACAAGCUAAUCAAUGGAUACCGGACGC